Drosophila busckii is the source of this 2785-nucleotide messenger RNA. RefSeq names its product coiled-coil domain-containing protein 40 (gene l(2)41Ab). Gene Ontology annotation, cellular component: cytoplasm. Bases 68 to 2743 code for a protein of 891 amino acids. Gene Ontology annotation, biological process: axoneme assembly. Lineage: Eukaryota; Metazoa; Arthropoda; Insecta; Diptera; Drosophilidae. The transcript has 6 exons. The record is from RefSeq and is a predicted model, not a curated record.
CAAGUAACAGCUAAUAUAUUUAAAUACUGAGAUCGACUAUUAAGAAUAAUAUAUAUUUUAGGACAGGAUGGAUGAUAGUGAAGAUUUUGAAUCAUGUGACUUUGCAAAUAUAUCGGAGCAGGCUCCUGAGCCAGCUUUGGAGCCGGAGUUAAUGGGAAUUUUGCCACCAGAUCACCCGCUCUUGCGAAAGUUUCAACAAUCCUUAAAGGAGCAUCUUUUGCGUACAAAAAACAAGUUACAAAAUGAGAUUACUGAUAUAAAAUACCAAGUAAAGGUAAAGGAAGAACUGCGGGAGGAACAGGGCCUGGCAUUAUAUGAUAUGCAAAAUAAAAUUUCAUUCCAAGAACAACAAAUUAAAGAGAUAUCUACCCAAAUAGAUGAGCACAUUGAUAAGCGGCAAAAAGAAGAAACUGUUGUGGCACAAUUAAAGAAAGAAUAUGACGAGAAAAUUAAAUUUACAAGAACUCAAAAGACAUUAUAUCAUAAUCGAAUGAUGGAACUAGAAGACCUACAAAGUCUACGAUCUAAUAUCAAAAAAUGGGCUUACGAUGUUGAGGACGAAGUUAAGAAUGCAAAGCGUAUUGUAAGCAGGGAUGCACAGCUACAAAAACAACUAUCGGAGGAGAAAAGAAAAUCUGACAUAAUGUAUUAUCGGCUUGAUAUGGAAGUGAAAAAGAAAGAGGCCGAACUACAGUCAAUUUGCGAUGAUGAAAUUUCUAUCAAGGAUGUGGUGAAUGUGCUAAACAUGAGCAUUGCAGACGCCAACACAGAUCUGGAAGCCUUGCAAAAUGAGCAUAAGCGCUUGAUUCAAGCCUGGAGUGAAGUUAUAAUAGCGAUCCAGCUAAGGGACAAGAUAUUAUUUCAAGUUCAGGAUAACAUAGGCAAGCAAAGGGAGUCGAUAAAGCUCAAUUCUAAUGGCAUAGACGCUGUUAAGAAGCAAAUAUCAAGAGAGCUAGAACUCAAUAAAAAACUGGAAUCUUUUAAACAGCGAUUGGCAGAUAGUAUGAGUAGCUUGAGUCGUGAUUGUCAACGCGAGAUGGAAAAUGUUAUGGGCUUGCAGACAAAACUUGAUGAAUUACCGGACUUUUUGGCACAAACGGAAGCUGAUUUGCAAGAAGCCACGCGCGAGGGUACCAAGAUAUCGACAGAGAUACGUCGACUAGACCAUGUGCUAGAUAAAAACCAUCUAAAAAAGUUUCGCACUGAAGAAGCUAUCCUUAAUUUGGCACAAGACCAGCUUAUAACGGACAAAGCCAGCGCUUAUCGUUUGAAAUUAUUGAAUAAGGCUCAAGAGCAGCGUCGAGUUGUGGAUUUAUCAUUGUCCAAAGUGCAAAAUCAAUUGGGAAUGGCUAUGCUUGAUGUGGAAAAACUUCGUAGCACUUUAUUCAAAAUUAAGAAAGACAACGAUAAGAUUAAAAACAAUCUGGAUAAGGCUGAAGAUAAAUCUAACAAUUUGGAUAACGACUUGAAAAAAAUGCAAGCCCAAAUCGACGUUAAGAUGAACAAACUCGAAAAACUGAACGCCCAAGUUGAAGAGAUUCAAAAUGCCUUCGGAGAAGAUGGCAUGAAUCCAACUGAAAUUAAGAUGAAACAAAUUGAAAAACAAAUUAUGGUUGGAGAGCAUCAAAUUAGAGAGCAUCAACAAUUCUGGAUUAUGCUUCAAAAUCAUUUUGUCAAUUUGACUCAUAAACGAAGUGAUCAACUUAAUGAAAUACAAGUAACACGGAAGCAGCUAUCAAUCAUCAAGCAAAAAUCGUUGAAAGUGGAACAGGAGCUAGAAAUAGCAGAAAGCAAGACCAAAGAUUUAAGGCUGGAUAUUCAAAAAUUUACAUCAAAAUUGGAAUUGCUCAAUGAAAAAAUUUAUACUAAACGCAAAAACCAUGAGAUCGAGGAGAGUGAAUAUGAGCAUGAGCAAUUUGAUCUAAGUCAGAAGCUCAAGGACACUGAAGUCGAUACGCUAAGAUUGGAGAAAGAAAUUGGUGAAUUACAAAAUGAAAUUGAACUUAAUAAAGAUUUCGUAUUGGAUAGUCAUCGAGAGGCUUUGUCCUGGGAAACCAAACACAAGUUGAUUGAGGAGACAAUAAAUUGGACAAAGACCGAAAAGUCUUUGAAUGGUGAAAUUGGCGCUAUGAAAAUAGAAAUACAUAGAAUGAACAUACGCUUUAAUCAAUUAAAGCGUGCUCAAGAAAAGCUAGUGCAGGACCUGGAGCAUUGUGUAAUGCAUCGGGAGCAAAUUUUUGUAAGCGCAACCGUCAAGGAGCAUGUGGAUGCGAAAAAGAAAAAGCUUAAGAACUCUUCACAGGCCCAAGUGAAACUGGAUGAGCUUCGCAACAAAGCAAAGUCUGUACAAAACGAAAUAAACUUUUUAUCAGAUAAGCGUUUAGUAGAUGACAUAAGCAAUAUUGAGCGCAUGGUUUAUAUACUUCGAAAAAUUCAAAUUGAUCUUAAGCAAGUCACAGAUAAGGAGGAGUCCAUAUGCGCACAAAUUGAGGAGGCAACGCUUUUGAAACACGCCAAUUUGGAGCAGAUAGUUCGCAGACAGACCCGCGCCAAAGCAUUCCGAAGACUCAGCGUGUCCAAAAGCCAGCAGAAGCCAUUGCGCUCGGAGAGCAGUAUGCAACUGCAGUUGCAAAACCAAAUCGAAAUGAACGACACAUUGAUGGAAAUAGUGCAAACCUUAACAGCUGACUAUCCUGAUAAAAAGAAUUUCUUUACAAAAGUGGUUCACAUUUUGAGAGAGUAACUCGAUUAUAAUUAAAUAAAAGCAUGGAUGAAAAGCCUUACA